AGUGCAACAGUUCACUCGUACAUUCGGAGCAGGAGUGUCAAUGCUCUUUGAGCUUUGGCAGUCGAAGCACCUUUCACUUUAUUGCACUCAAAGUAGCAACAACAAAUUAAAAAAGAAAUCCCAACUGAAUGGACUACACCUACAGGAUGAGUGCUUAUCUGCCUUUCCUCUGGAUUAAUGAAGAUUGUUUUGUGAUAUAAAAGUGAAGAAAUAUUUUCAUGACUGUCUCACAAAAAGGACUAAUUUCGACCAAUGCAAUCUUCAAAAAACUCUGUUCUUAUCUUCGUCGCAUAUUGAAGAUCUGCAGAACAUUUAAAACUGCCUUGAACUUUACCUCUUCACCUCCACAGGGGCAGAUGUACUCUUCAGGAUGAAUGAUGGUGAAGUAAAAAGGAAUCAUAUGUUGUGUUUUUGGAGACACCACGGUACCUUAAAGUCGUACGAUCGUUUGAGUAUGCCUGUGUCAAAUCAAGACUCGGCUUGAAGGAUUUCCAAAGAAACCGUCUGUGCUCUAACGUACGGUACACAUUUUGGGACCGUAAAGCAUAUCAGGAAUGCCAUUUCACUCAUCGCUGGGGCUUGUUCACUUUCAAAACUUCAAAUCCAAGAGUUAGCUCGCAGUUCGGACGACACUUCAAAUUACAAAGAUGAACAGCACCGAUUUUCCCCAUGGUAACAGCAAUUACAUGCUCCUGAUUCCCGUGGUGAUCAUCGUCAUUAUCAUCAUCCUGGGCAACCUGCUGGUGAUCAUUGCAAUAGCACGGACAGCCAUGCUUCAGACCGUCACCAACAUCUUCAUUAUGUCGUUGGCAUGCGCAGAUCUCAUCAUGGGGGUUAUGGUAGUGCCACUUGGUGCCACCAUUGUUAUAACCGGCGACUGGCAACUCAGUAAAACAUGGUGCAAUUUGUGGACAUCCGUGGAUGUCAUGUGCGUGACUGCCAGCAUUGAGACACUUUGUGCCAUCGCAGUGGAUCGAUACAUUGCGAUCACGAGACCGCUACGCCACAAAGUGCUCCUUAGCAAAUGGCGGGUUCGACUGAUCGUCUGCCUUGUCUGGGUUGUGUCUGCUCUCACAUCGUUCCCCCCCAUCAUGACCAACAUUUGGCAGGCCAGUAACAGUACCUGCAACAAUGAUCCCAAAUGCUGUGAUUUUAUCACCAAUGAAGGUUUUGCAAUUGCAUCCUCUGGCAUUUCGUUCUACAUCCCUCUGGUCAUCAUGAUCUUUGUCUACACCAAGGUGUUUGUCAUCGCAACGAGGCAGGUGCAACUAAUCGGGAAGAGCCGGCAGCGUUUCCGAAACGAAGUCGCAGCCAGUAACGGCAACAACAACCUGCCAUUGACGGCAAGCAGCACAAGCCUUUCAUCAUGUAAACGAAAAUCCUCACGACGAAGGCCAUCCAAAUUAAGUGUUGUGAAAGAGCACAAGGCCUUGAAGACGCUGGGGAUCAUUAUGGGAUGCUUUACUCUCUGCUGGCUGCCCUUCUUUGUAGCCAACAUCAUUAGCACCUAUUUCCUCACCCUGAUACCGCCGAACAUUUUCCGAUUGUUAAACUGGCUCGGCUAUGUAAAUUCAGGUCUCAACCCCAUAAUCUACUGUAGAAGCAAAGAAUUUCGCAUGGCUUUCAAGAGCCUUCUAGGAUGUCCCUGGCUCCAAAUGCCGAGCAUGAACUACCUUUAUAAGGAGCUAAGGACUCGAUGUCCAUGUUUUCUUGGCUUAGCUGAAGCAGGCAUGAAUAGAGAAUUCCAGAAGCCUGUCAGCUCACGAUUGACAAGGCGAGAUCCUGUGCCGCAGGAGGAUGGGGACGAAAGCCUGGGAAGCAGUCAGAGCAGCUACACUAGUGAAAAGCCAUCGCCAGGUCCUGUGCACUCCAACGGCAGCACGCAUUUCAGUGAAAUCUCCGAAACCGAGACUGAAGUAAACAAGAGGGGAUUAGAAUCCGCACCAGACCAUCAGAACCCAAGAAGACCGCUCUAUGGCCCACAUUAGAAAUAAAGGAGUUGCAGAUGGUUUUCUGUGGAGUUGCGUGCCGCUCUUCCACCUUACAGGGGCUGGGAGAAUGAGAAUCCACGGCUUGGCUGAACGGUGAAGCGAGAGAACGAGAGAACGGAAGAACGAGAAUGAAAGAAAUGCAGACAGAGACGACUAAUUUCAGCCGAGAUGGGAUAAACUUUUUGGCCCAGCAGAGCACGGACUGCACAGAGCCCCAAAGGCAACCUCACCAAAUGACUAUGAUGAAACACACAAACAAGAUAAAGCGAAAUGGGAAUGGCUGAACGGACGGUGGCACGCACAGAGACGCCUCGCGCACAAGAGCGGAUGGACGGUCGGAGAGAGAGAAAGAUAGAGAGAGAGCAUGUCCAGGCUGCUAUUACUCCUGGCCUUUAGGGAAAAUAACUGGAUUAAACCAGUUAAGAGUUGGGUCAGUGUGAUGGACAACAUGGAAGCCAUGUUUGGAUCCAGGGGAUGUGUAGUUAUCUCAACGCGAUCCAAACGUUGAUGAUUUUCUAUCUGUGUCCCAGCAAGUUUCAAUCGUUCACAAGCGAGGACUUGGAAGAAAAAAAAAAAAAAAGAAAAAAAAUAGAAACACUUCUGGCGCACAAACACCUACAACCGACUUUUUUUUUGUUUUGUUUUUUUUCGGAAGCACAAACGGAUGUAGUCUGUCGUUUAAAGAAUACAGAGAAAUCUAGUGGUAAAAACUUUUUUGUACUUACAUGUUAAAUUAUUUCCCUAUUUAUUUUCACUCCCCAACAUUACCUGUGAAUGUGCAAAGAGUUUAUCUGAAACGAUACAGGUAUCCAUGGCGUACAGCUGACAUGUAGAGCUCAUAGCGUAUGGUAGCUAAUUUUCUUUUUUUCUUCAGUUCAGUUUUAAAGACUUUUUUUAAGUUGCAAACAUCAUGUGCACAAAUAAGCUCAAACCAUUUGGCUCACUUU
Molecule: messenger RNA, 2938 nt
Organism: Silurus meridionalis
Lineage: Eukaryota; Metazoa; Chordata; Actinopteri; Siluriformes; Siluridae
Gene: adrb3a
Product: adrenoceptor beta 3a
Exons: 4
Coding region: 648-1988 (446 amino acids)
Biological process (GO): adenylate cyclase-activating adrenergic receptor signaling pathway; norepinephrine-epinephrine-mediated vasodilation involved in regulation of systemic arterial blood pressure
Cellular component (GO): membrane
Molecular function (GO): epinephrine binding; norepinephrine binding; beta3-adrenergic receptor activity
Source: RefSeq, a predicted model, not a curated record